GGGAAGAAGAAUCCAGCCAAGCCAGCCACGAUUCUCUCUUCCGGGGCAGCAAAAUUAGAGCCGCGAGAGUGACGGCCACCUUCCCCAAACGCAGCAGGAUUUCCGUCCACCGACAAGAGAUAGGGAUAGGAACAGGAUUGAUUUCAUUUCAUUUCAUUUCCCACGACGCGUUGGAGUGAUUUUGUCGCGGUUAAUGCUAUCCCGAUUUGCUCUCUCCACGCGGGGCCGCUGAUCGAGCGCCCGCGGAGCCUCCUCCCCCGUUGAUUCCGGCGCAGCAGCCUCUUGUCAUCAAAUCCCCAGCAAAGCAAGCCAACCCUCCCGCACUCCCCCGGCCGCCUCCCUCGGUGACACCCUCUCGCACGCACUCCCUCGCUCCUCUGCGCGUUCUUGCGUCUUCCGCCGGCCGGCGCCGGGAUGGGCUGCUUCGGAUGCUUUGGCCCACGUGCGGGCGGUGGAAGCGCCGCCCGCAAGCCUUCCAGGCUCGUCAACCACUGCACCGACGACUCCUCAGUCGUCGACGCGCGGAGGAAGGUGGCGCCGGACGUGGGGAACGGCUGCGCGCACAGCUUCACCUUCAAGGAUCUGCUCGUGGCCACCGGGUACUUCAACCAGGCCAACUUCAUCGGCCAAGGCGGCUUCGGCAAGGUGUACAAGGGCAAGAUCUCCAGGACCAACGCGCAGGGCGUUUCCGAUACACAGGUGGUGGCGGUGAAGCAGCUCGGCCGGGAGAGCCUGCAGGGCAGCGCCGAGUUCCUGGUGGAGGUGCUGCUGCUCACCAUGCUCAGCCAUCCCAACCUCGUCAGCCUCGUCGGCUUCUGCGCGCAGGGGGACGAGAGGCUUCUCGUCUACGAGUACAUGCCUUUCGGCAGUCUCGAGAGCCACCUGUUUGAUGUGCCUGUUGGUAAGCAGCCACUUGACUGGAAUACUCGUGUGAAGAUAGCUGUUGGAGUAGCAGACGGGCUAUGGUAUUUGCACAAUGUGGCAGAUCCACCGAUCAUUUAUCGCGAUAUGAAAGCUGCCAAUAUUCUGUUGGAUGAGGAUUUCAAUCCAAAGCUUUCUGAUUUUGGACUCGCAAAAGUUGGACCUGUUGGUGACAGAACUCACGUCUCUACCAGGGUUAUGGGUACCUUUGGAUACUGCGCCCCUGAUUAUGCGGUGUCUGGGAAGCUUACCCUGAAAUCUGACAUAUAUAGCUUCGGUGUUCUUCUGUUGGAACUGAUCACUGGGAGAAGCAUUUAUGAUGCAUCAAGGCCUAAACCAGAGCGGGAUUUACUAACAUUGGCAAGACCGUGUAUGCUUAACAAGAGGAAAUACCACAGGCUUGCUGAUCCAGCUCUUCAGGGCGCCUACCCACCAUUGGCGUUCAACCAGUUAGUCGUAAUCAGCAGCAUGUGCCUGCAGGAACAGCCCCAGUUCCGCCCGAUCAUCAACGACAUUGUAGUAGGCCUUAACCAUAUUGCAAGCCAGCCGUAUGUCUCAUCUAUGAGUUCCCCAGCUUACUGCGGUUCACCACAGUUCGACCGCACGCCGUCCAGAAGACGAGGCGGCAGAAGGGCUGCACAGUAUUCUUCAUAGCCUAGAGCAUGGUGAGAGAUGUGUAGGUCGUUGAACUUGAAACUGUCAAAUGUCGUAAGAGUCAAUGGCUUCGCGGUUCUAAGACCUGGUCUUAAAAGACUGAGAGGUGUACGAGAGUAGUUGGAGCUGACGAUGACUGUUGUUUUUUUCGUGUUCUUCAUUGGUCUUAGUUCAUAAAUUGUGUGUCCUGUGUACAUAUGGUCGGUGGUGCCUUGCAUGCAUGAUGUAGUCCUGAGAAGAAGGUAGGGGAGCAGCAAUGAUGUGCUGUUCGGUUUAUUGGUCAGGUUAUUUAUUGUUUCAUGUACAAACUUGUCAGGGCUUGCUGCAUGUUGGCAUCUCUUAGAGAAUGAAUAAAUUUGUCAGUUAUGAUCUGAUAGCAUUACUUGGCUAAAGACACAGCCAGAAAGUUAACUUUGUUGUUCA
This is a messenger RNA of Lolium rigidum, 1998 nucleotides long. Its product is annotated as probable serine/threonine-protein kinase PBL21. Bases 415 to 1575 code for a protein of 386 amino acids. Gene Ontology annotation, biological process: protein phosphorylation. Gene Ontology annotation, molecular function: ATP binding; protein kinase activity. Lineage: Eukaryota; Viridiplantae; Streptophyta; Magnoliopsida; Poales; Poaceae. The transcript has 5 exons. The record is from RefSeq and is a predicted model, not a curated record.